AUGUUCGUGCCGUCGACGAUCAUCUCGGGGGGCAUGUGGGCGCUCCAGCACCUGCACCAGUCGACGUUCAUGGACGAGCUCCAGCUCAUCGACCGCGACACGAUGAACGAGUCCUUCAUGUACAAGCUGAGCCAGGCCAAGGGCUUCGAGUACUUCAAGUACGUCGUCCUCGUCGGGUCCACGCAGGACUCCUACGUGCCCAUGCACACGGCCCAGGCGACGAUCCCCCGGCCGGCGGAGGCGGACAAGAAGGGCGGCGGCGACGCCUACAUGCAGAUGGCCACGAACCUCAUGAGCCCGAUCUCGCAGAAGACGGCGGAGAGCGACAAGCAGACGACGGUCGUGCGCCUGACGAUGGAGUACAAGUUCACGCAGACGAACCUCGACACCGUCAUCGGCCGCGCCGCCCACCUCGCCUACAUCGACUCGUCCGCCGCCGUCCUCCUGAUACUCUUCUCCCUCUACAACCUCCUCAAGUGA
Molecule: messenger RNA, 480 nt
Organism: Aureococcus anophagefferens
Lineage: Eukaryota; Pelagophyceae; Pelagomonadales; Pelagomonadaceae
Exons: 1
Coding region: 1-480 (159 amino acids)
Source: RefSeq, a predicted model, not a curated record